AUGGCCAGCCACGAGCAGGGGCCUGCGGCCAGCCGCGACCACGGGCUUGUGGCGCCUGCCAGCCGCGAGCACGGGCCUGCGGCGCAUGCCUGCCGUGAGCAAGCCUGCGGCGGCAGGCCUGCUGUGAGUAGGGGCCUGAUGUAUCAAGCCCUGGGCGGCCGACCAUGCAGCGGCCUGCUGCCGCGAGCAAGGGGCCCUGUGGCGCUGGCCUGCAGCAAGCAGGCGCUAGUGGUGGACGGCUGCCGCGAGCAGGCGCCUGGGGAGCAGCCACUGACGGAGCACACGCCUGGGGAGAAGGCGCCGGCGUUGCAGGUGGCGUGCGCGUCAAACAGAAGAGAAGAGGGAGGAGAGGAGCAUACCAGAGUCGCCUGUUACUGA
Molecule: messenger RNA, 378 nt
Organism: Zingiber officinale
Lineage: Eukaryota; Viridiplantae; Streptophyta; Magnoliopsida; Zingiberales; Zingiberaceae
Product: acrosomal protein SP-10-like
Exons: 2
Coding region: 1-378 (125 amino acids)
Source: RefSeq, a predicted model, not a curated record